AUGGCCAUUUUUCAUGACAUGGUGGAAGAAUUUGUAGGAGUGUUCAUGGAUGAUUUCUCAGUCUUUCAAAAGUUUUUUGAGAGAAGGGAUUGUUAUGGGACAGAUUUAGAGGUUGAUAAGGCCAAGGUGGAAGUCAUUGAGAAAUUUCCCCCUCCUGUUUCAAUAAAAGGCGUGCGUACUUUUCUUGUCCAUGCAGGUUUUUACUGGAAAUUCAUCAAGGAUUUUUCCAAGAUUGCACGACCUAUGUGCAGUAUUUUAGAGAAGGAGGAAUUACUAUUUGAACUUAUGUGUGAUACGUUUGAUGUAGCAGCGGGUGCAGUGUUGAGACAGAAAAAGAGUAAAGUGUUCCGCUCUAUUUAUUAUGCAAGCAAGACCCUUGACACUAACAAGGUAAUUACACACUAUCAGCAUUUACUCAAUAAGAAGGAUGCUAAACUAAGGUUGAUUCAUUGGAUAUUGUUUCUCCAGAAGUUUGACCUUGAGAUCAAAGAUAGAAAAGCUUUUUUCAAGCAAGGUGUCAAUCGGGUAGUGAAAAGGUCCAUUCUGGAGUGUGAGGUUAACAAAGUGCUAGAGACUUGUGAUGCCAACCCAUAUGGAGGACACCAUAGAGAAGAGUGCACUGCUUAUAAGAUGCCAAAGGUUGGGCACUAUCUUAAAAAGACACGAGAUGCCAUUAAACAACAUUUUGGAGGUGGAAAUCUUUUACGUAUGGAUAUUGAAUUCAUGGGUCCCUUCCCACCAACUAAGGGAAGUCUAUACAUUAUUGUGGUUGUGGAUUAUGUGAGUAAAUGGGUUGAGGAUGUCCCUCUUCCUUCCAGUGAUUCAAGGGUGUAUGGUAUUCAUCAAGAGGUUGCUACAACUUACAAUUCUCAAAUGAGUGGCAAAGUGGAAGUAUCGAAUAGAGAGGUGAAGAAAAUAUUGCAGAAGACGGUGAAUGCACAGAGGAAAGAUUCGUUUGAGAAAUAG
This is a messenger RNA of Solanum pennellii, 966 nucleotides long. RefSeq lists its product as uncharacterized. Bases 1 to 966 code for a protein of 321 amino acids. The transcript is spliced from 7 exons. The record is from RefSeq and is a predicted model, not a curated record. Lineage: Eukaryota; Viridiplantae; Streptophyta; Magnoliopsida; Solanales; Solanaceae. Gene Ontology annotation, molecular function: nucleic acid binding.